GCAGAAAGCAGCGCUGUGUUCGAUUGAGUCGAGUCACGUAGCCCGUUCGAUCCGGGACUAGUCGACUUCGAUGCCUUCUAGCUAGCUAAGCUGGAGAGAAGAGAGACGAUGACACGAUGACAACUUAUUUGAUUGCCGCCGCUGUUGCUGAGCCUUCUUCUCAUGAUCCUGGGCCCUCCUCAGACCUCAGACCAUUGUCAGGCUGACCACAGUUGGUCUAGUUGUUCAGGACGACCAAAGUAGCUACCGGUACUAUUGAGUUGUAUUUGAUUGUUAUCGUUCUCUGUUCUUCUUUGAAUCAAAAUGCCCAACGACAACGCCACUACCACGUCCUCUCCUGCCACCAUGGUGACUGCCAAACAAGAAGGGGCUCCUGCUGCGACUGGUGGCGCUCCCGAGGCCGCAGUGGACAAUUCAGCCGACGACUCGUCUCCUUCCGACGGCGACGACGAAGCUUCACCCGUGAAACUGUACAAAUCCAACCGCCUCAAGGGCUACAUUACUCUCAUUCUCGCCGGAAUCAUCAACUACACGGCGGCACGAAACAGUCAAAAAGUAGUCAACAAUCAUGCCGUGGCGGCUUCGGAUGGACAAAGGGCAUAUGCGGAAGCCGUCGCCAUUACCAGUGUCUUGAUGACAAGUGUUAUUUUCGUGGCGCACUUGGAUCGAUGGUCGCCACUCAAGAGUGUUUGGGAAAAAACAUUUGGAGAUGGUUCUGUCAUUGAGUUGCUCAUGAUUAUUUUUUUGGUUAUUUGGUGGACCAUUGCCACGUCCAUUGCCACAACUGUCAGAGGGAUUGCUGGAGAUGGAAAGGGACAAUACAAUCUAUAUUACAGCACUUGGUGCUGUUGUUGGACCAGUUAUUGGACUCUAGAGCGGUGGCUAGUGGCAUAUGGAUGGGCUUCUUUCAAGCAAUUCAUCUCCAGUUGGCCCUUUCGAGCUCCUGGGUGGAUCGCAGUUGGUAUCUUUAGCUUUCUCUGUCUCAUGUGGUACAUGGACUUGUAUUCCAAUCACGAAUCCGCAACCAGGGACGCUCCGCUCCUACAGCAGCAUUACCUGGAAAUCGGCGAUGGACAGUGGGAGUGGCUCUUGUUUGUGGGCUCCGCCACACUAGUACCAUCCCUCGUCUUUGUGAUAGUCGAACUGUUUCGGGAGACAUCCACAGACGCUACUUCCUCGAGCCUGCAUGGUGGAAGUACCAAAGCCACUCCCGACAAACGAUUCUCCGUGGCGGCGGCAGCCCAUCACCGCGUCAAUGCCGCCGUGGGAACCAGAAACUUUUCUCCCUCCCGAGAUUCGCCCAUUCGAUCUUCACGACAAUUUGUUCCUCAACGACAAAACCCCUUGCCCGACAAGGGAAACAGUACAGGUGGUAAGGGACCAUUGGAGAAUAUACUCGAAGGAUUCUGUCUUGUGUUACUGGUAUUGGCAUGGAUUCCAACUGUCAUCAUAUCAACCAGUCCUGGAGGGGCUGCUAGUUUGGUUGGGAAUGCCUACUUUUGCACUUGGAUCAAUACAGUGUUUAUUAUGGAGACGUUCAUAUGGUUUUUGCAUGAUUUACGAAAGGGAGUGCACUCUGCUUUGCAAGUCAAGGAGCGAGAGUAUCAAAAGCGACAACAGGAAGUAAUGCAGAAAUCGCGUGCCUUGGAAGGCAAACGAAUGGCGGCGGGGAGCUGGCAAAAUGAUGCAGUCGAUGAUAUUGAAUUGGAUGAAGUACAGCCCACACCCACCAUGCAAGCCGUCAUGCCGCCGCUGCCAACGCAUCCAGUCUUUGACCUCUCUAGCUCGCAGACGCCACCACCACAAGAAGAACGACUUGCUGCGACCAGCCCGAACGUGGCCAGUAACGACACGUAUCGUCGUGGCAAUGUGCGAUUGCGAGGUACCGAUUUGGACGAUGAUCUGGAUGAUGUGGGCGAAGAUGACUUGCCCGGCGAUGACGACAACAAUGAAAGGACUCCACGAGGAAGUACCGUGUUCUUUGAAGCAGACAUGGCGCCCUCGAAUCGUGACUUGGAGAACCCAAUGAAGUAGCCUGCCACACCCCUCCGAUACGCACAACAAUUUCAAGUUCCUCAAUGACAAACCUGUUGCUGGAAACAGUGCAUGUGGCAAAGGACCAUUGGCAAAAUUGCUUGAAUAAUUCUGCCAUGCAUUACUGGUAGUGGCAUGCAAGUAUGACUGUUAUCUAGGAUGCCACCUUCAUAAAUCAACCCUGCGCUUUCGACACUGCACUAGUUUUGGAUAUGCCUGCUGAUUCCCGAGAGGCGAAAUAGAACACUUUCCCCAACACAGUUGCAAAGUACUUUUAGGAAGAAUAAAGUCAAGGCUGUGUUUGCCCCCGUUGUGUGCGCUUCUUGCAGCGUUGUUCUGCCGUCUCCAAGGAUACUCCCAUCCAGAUGCCUUCUUCGUGCACGAAGUUCCCUUACCACCAAUCAGGAAGAACUCGAGCAUCGGGAUUGAUGCUUUGUAUGAAACUGUUCAUAUCCGCUCCUUGGACUACAGCAUCAAUCUCUUCCUGAGUAGGCACAGAAUCACCAUCUCCCUCAAAUAUAGUGUAAGCUGAAAAGCUCAGUGUUUGAAGAGUAAACGCUCCCUCCAAGUCGCUGUCCUUUGCAAUAUCCGUGACUGUGUAACUCUUAAAAACUUCUGACCC
Molecule: messenger RNA, 2656 nt
Organism: Seminavis robusta
Lineage: Eukaryota; Bacillariophyta; Bacillariophyceae; Naviculales; Naviculaceae
Source: the annotation of a GenBank genome assembly